AUGUUAAAAAUGUUACUAACCCAAAACGGUGCGUUGUACUCAAAGAAUAUCAGCCAAGAGUUUUCUCUUGCUGCCUUUGCGGCUUUCCCCAGUAUUGUACAAAGAAGAACGGAGUUGAACAAUCCACCCUUUGGUUGGAAGAGAGUAAUUAUGGCUCUAACUCAGCUACCAAGAUUUCAUUUUCUUGUCCUUAAAAAGCCGCCGUCAAGUUCUGAUUUUUACCCUAAACCAAAACUACCCAUCAAAUUCACUGUCCCAACACUCUUCGCUGCUGCAAAAUCGACUCUUUCCACAACAGAGCCAAUACCCAUCACUGAUUUGUCACUGCCCCAAGAGCCACUGCUCGAGAUUUCAUUGGACAAGUUGUUUGUUCCUCCAGAGACAGAGGUUUCUUUUGAUGAUCCUAACUUAAGCACAAGAAUCUUGAAAGGGUCGAAUAUAGUGGUGAGUAAGUAUGCAAGGGAGGCUCAAGUGGUUCAGGCUGAGUUUGUGAAGAGUAGUGUGAGAACUGAGGAUUGUCCUUCUGAUGGAUUGCCUGAGUUUGCGCUUGUUGGUCGGUCUAAUGUGGGGAAAUCCUCUCUUCUUAAUUCGCUUGUCAGAAGGAAGCGCCUUGCACUCACGUCUAAGAAACCUGGGAAGACGCAAUGCAUCAACCAUUUCCGCAUCAAUGAUAGUUGGUACCUGGUGGAUUUGCCAGGAUAUGGGUAUGCAGCUGCUCCUCAGGAACUUCGGACAGACUGGAGCAAGUUUACCAAAGACUAUUUUAUCAACCGUUCAACAUUAGUCUCAGUUUUCCUGCUUAUUGAUGCUAGCAUUCCUGCAAAGAAAAUCGACCUCGAAUAUGCUAGUUGGCUUGGUCAGAACCAGAUCCCCAUGACACUAAUAUUCACCAAAUGCGACAAGAGGAAGAAGAAAAAGAAUGGAGGAAAAAGGCCUGAAGAAAACGUGAGUGACUUUCAGAAGCUGAUACGUGGCUUCUUCCAGACUGUGCCCCCAUGGAUCAUGACCAGCAGUGUUACAAAUCAAGGCCGUGAUGAGAUAUUAUUGCAUAUGGCUCAGCUACGGAAUUAUUGGCUGAAACACUGAAAGGGAAGAGAGUGCAAGAACCAAGUUUUUGUAUGUUGUUAAUAUAGUGGAUUUUUGAACGUUAUUUAUUUUUACAUUGGCAACGAUUCCUUUCGUGGCUGAGUUGUCUAGUAUUAGUUAACUACA
Molecule: messenger RNA, 1212 nt
Organism: Durio zibethinus
Lineage: Eukaryota; Viridiplantae; Streptophyta; Magnoliopsida; Malvales; Malvaceae
Product: GTP-binding protein At2g22870-like
Molecular function (GO): GTP binding
Source: RefSeq, a predicted model, not a curated record